Molecule: messenger RNA, 1943 nt
Organism: Cynoglossus semilaevis (tongue sole)
Lineage: Eukaryota; Metazoa; Chordata; Actinopteri; Pleuronectiformes; Cynoglossidae
Gene: ier5l
Product: immediate early response 5-like
Exons: 1
Coding region: 352-1473 (373 amino acids)
Source: RefSeq, a predicted model, not a curated record
ACCACGGUACGGUUUAUUUGAACUGAAAAUAUACAUAUUUCCAAAUGAGUUGGCCAAGAAACUGUGUGUUUGUUUAUUUGUUUUCCCUUUGACUGACAUGCUCACUGGCUUUUUUUUUCUUCCCGGUGUGGCCCUGCAUGCAGCUAAAAUGUGGACUCUCCUGUUUCACAGCCUGUCUGGAAUUUGAAUAGAAGAGAGGAACCGCCGGAAGCUGAUUGGUCCAGGGGCAAAUAUUUCCGGCACCCUUGUCCUGUCACUCAGCCAUUCCCCGGCCGCUCAUUGGCUCCUGUGGCGAUAGGCGGAGCUCCCCUUCUGGACUAUAUACGUAUUGUGGUUUGCGAGAAGCUGCAAAUGAUCGCAGGCUGUGUGAAGGAGGCGGACCCGCAGUUCAAUGUUGCUCCACAGAGCUCACUGGAACCUUCCUCUCCCUACAGCCACAUCCAAGCGCAAACAGCGGCCAGGCGCACGUCUCUUACCGGACAGGAGCUGGUGGUGGACCGGGGGAACUGGUCCAUCAUCAACACCAGCAACACCAUGGAAUGCGCAGUGGACGCGCAGAGCUUGAUCUCCAUGUCGCUCAUGAAGAUCCACAACUCCAGGACGCAGAGAGGAGGCAUCAAGCUGCACAAGAACCUGCUGGUGUCUUAUGUGCUGCGGAACGCGCGGCAGGUCUACAUCAAGGAGAAAUACGCCGAGAUCUACAGGAUGCAGCAGUACGAGGAGGUGAUGACCGUCUGCAACGAGAUCCAGGAGCUCGACCCUCUGGAGCUGGACGCGGAGGAGGUGUGCGGAGAGGAGCAGGAGCAGGCGCGGGCUGCCGCUGCCGCCGCCGCCGCUGCUGCUGCUCCGUGCUGCGGAGAGGAGGCGAGUCCGUGUGGGGUUGACAGAGGCGCAGCGUCGGCGGCGCACGUCCGGGCUGCGAGCUCCCUGCUCGGCUGUUCUCCGUUCGAGGACGUCGACGGCGAACCGGAGCCGUUCGACUACCCCAGCUGCUGCAUGGAGGCGGCUCCCGGGUCACACUGCAACAAAACCACCGUGCUGGACUUGGACACGCAUGUGGUGACCACGGUGGAGAACGGAUACCUGCACCAGGACUGUUGCUGCGGUGCGCUCCAGUGCGGUCAGAGCGCGCAGCAGCUUCCACCUCCGCCGCCGCUGCCGCCGCUGCUGCUGCCGACGUCCACGGCCAGGAAGCGAAAGGUUGAGUUCGGCUGCUGCGUAAACGACGCGGAGGAAGAGGAGGAAGAAGCGUCCGAGUACACGGCGGCUCGGAAAAGAGUCAAACGAAGCGAAGACUGUUGCUCCUACUCGGGCGCGGACUACACGGACACUUCCAACAUCUCCAACCUGAUCUCCAUCUUCGGCUCGGGGUUUUCGGGGCUGCUAAACAGACAGACGGACCUUGAACAGAUCUGUAGCAAACAGGCGCUGGCCGGUCUGGGCGCAUGGACCCGGGCCAUCGUGGCGUUUUAAUCGGACACUUUAUGCGACGGAGACCGGGGCCGGUUGUUCCCGACAAGGUCCCAGAAAUGGAACAAAAACAGAGAGCAACUCCAGCUGCUGUUGGGAAGAGACAGGCCAGGGGUAGAGACACGGGACGGUGGUUCGAAUGCUAGUUUGAUUGUUUAUAUCACAGACAUAAUAUUUGAUUUUGACCUUAAACCUUAAUGGGCGGUGCCUUUGGAAAAAAAAACAAAAAACCCCGUCCAGGUACAGACUAAACAAACGAACUCACCAUCCAAAAAGUAUUACUUUCGUUACUAAAAAAAAGUGUUCAAAAGUUCAAAUGUGAAAAGAAAAAAACUUUUUAUCUGACAAAUCAUGGGUAAAAAAAAAAAGUUACAGGCUCCCCCGUGUGGCACUUCGAAAUAAAUCACUAGCACUGUAUGGUGGCAAACCAGACAGCAUGGCAAUCGCUAAAAAUGGUUAUUUUAUAGUUAUUU